This is a messenger RNA of Cetraspora pellucida, 153 nucleotides long. NCBI's taxonomy places the organism in Eukaryota, Fungi, Glomeromycota, Glomeromycetes, Diversisporales, Gigasporaceae. The record is from the annotation of a GenBank genome assembly.
AUGCUACUAUCACUAACAACUCUAAUUGCAACUACUACUUCUUCAACUUAUACUAUCACACCACUCUUCAACCCUAUAACAUUAAACAAAACUACAGAAUAUAAUGAAAUAUUUUUAUUAGAACCUUCUGUUAAUAAUUCUAAUCAUAAUUAA